Pseudoliparis swirei is the source of this 1534-nucleotide messenger RNA. It is a transcript of the gene spaca4l, whose product is annotated as sperm acrosome associated 4 like. The coding region runs from base 114 to 506 and encodes 130 amino acids. The transcript is spliced from 3 exons. The record is from RefSeq and is a predicted model, not a curated record. NCBI's taxonomy places the organism in Eukaryota, Metazoa, Chordata, Actinopteri, Perciformes, Liparidae.
GUCACAAAAGUUUCCUUUCAUCAAACAUUAUAACGGUUUGAGUCCUCCAGGUAGGCAAUCGCUCCUUAAAGUCGAGUUCAUUGCAUCGCUCCGCUGCUUUUUUCCCCUCCAAGAUGAACAGAAUUAUCCUCCUGCUGGUCGCAGUCGGAUUCUGCUUUGCAGCCGUUGAAGCUCUGCAGUGCUACAAGUGCAGCCUUGGCUUUGGGAGUCUGUGCAUUACGUCUAAAAUGACAUGCGACAGAGGAGAACAUUGCUACAGCGGUGUCGGGGAAGCGGCCAGUUUCCUGGACAUCAAGAAGAAGGGCUGUCUAGAGGUGAGCAAGUGCAACAUGACGGAGAAUGUGAACUUCUCUACCAGCGACUCCAACACCACAAUCUACACCAUGACCAAGACGUGCUGCAACACCAACCUGUGCAACGCGGCGCCCGGUCUGCCCGCCACCCCCGUGCUGAGCCUGGCCCUCGCCACCAUCACUGCUCUGUUCGUGGCCAACACCCUGGUUUAAAAGAACACAGCAGAUGACACCAAUUACACUCACUCACACUCUCUCUGACACACACACACACACACGCGCACACACACAUACACAAACUACAUAUUGCGCACACAUCAGCACUACAAGAAUAAAUCAUCUCCUUAGACAUGCAUUUUUCUCUCCAAAUGGGUCUUGUGUUUACUGUAUAUUGUACUUUACACAUUUUAAAAAAUUAAAUUCCUCCCUUUUUUGUAUUUGAUUAAUCGGUAAGCAGUCCUAGCAUGUACGUCGAGAGUCUAAAGUAGCCUACAAUGAACUUUAAUGACGAGUAAAACGUUUAGAUGAAUUAAUCUCAUGUUCACAUUACACUGAUUGGGUUUGUAGGUUAUGUAGCGUCGCUACAAUUCAAAGGAAAUGGGUUUAUUUGACUCUUAUGCCAAAAGUUGAGUUAGAGGAUCGAAACUUAUUUCUGUCCGUUAAACUUGACGCUGCAGCCAAUGAGGUGACGGCUAGCACGGUACAGUCGGAAGGUUAAAAAGUGCCGACAGCGCCACUAAAGCUCACUGAUUACCAUGUUUCGCCUCAUUCGGUUCAUCUUUAAAAGUGUAAAAACAAGCAUCUCAUAACUAGUGAGCUUUAUAAAUGGUAAGUGAUUUUUAGUUUUACACGUGGACACAGCCGGGCUCUUCGUGCUAAGCAUCUACUGACUUCUGUAACAGCUCAUAUAGUAUGUGUAUUCCAUUUUAUUUAUUGCUUUUUUUUAGUCAUGAUAUAAUCGAUAGAUCUCAAAGCUCCCGUGAACAUUUCUUUUUCCAUUCUUGCCCGUUUUGAAUGUGUGUUUAUAUAUGGGGGAGAACGGGAUUUAACUCGUCUUUGCGGAUAGUGGAUUUUGAAAUUGCAGCAAUUUGAAAUUUGUCAUGGCUGAUUUAGAUAUCCUCAAUUUAACGCUAAUCAUUCAAGUUAAAUUCCUGAAAAACUUUGGGCAUUAUUGUCCGAAGUGUCAAUGUGUUGUGUCGACAAUUUGAAGAUUGCAAUAAAUAUUAUUUGGAAAAAACAAA